UCCUUGAAAGAUUGUGGCUUGCCAAUUGUGGUGUUCUCUUUUUCCAGGUUGAGAUUAAAAGAACCAUCCCAAAAGGAUCUGCUGAUUCAAAGGAUUUUAAAACAAGGAAGAUUUUUGUUGGUGGCAUUCCAACUACCAUGACCGAAGAUGAAUUCAAGAACUUUUUCUCUAAGUUUGGGAAAGUAACAGAGUAUGAGAUCAUACGAGAUCACGUGUCCAAGCGUUCUAGAGGCUUUGGAUUUAUUGUGUUUGACAAUGAAGAAGUAGUUGAUAAUUUGCUGGCUGAGGGAAAUAGGAUGGACAUGAUGGGUACUCAGGUUGAGAUCAAGAAGGCAGAACCAAAGAAACCCUCAAACCCAGCUUCUGCUCCUGCAUAUGGUAGUAAUUCUAGGGGGCGUGGAUAUGGUGAUAGUUAUGGAGGAUUUGCCGAUUCAUAUAGCGGUUAUGACAGUGGAGGUUUUGGCCCUGCUUCUUAUAGGUCAUUUGGAUCUAGGUAUGGUGACUAUGGAUAUGGUGGUAGAUAUGGAGACUUUGGCAGUAGUGAAUUUGGUGGUUACCGUGGAGACCCCUCACUUGGUUAUUCCAGUCGUUUUGGCUCGUAUGCUGGUGGUUAUGGUGGGGGAUACAGUAGCAGUGGGCUAGGAGCAUAUGGCCGUGGAGGUGGUUAUGGUGGUUAUGGGGGAGCUGGCCCUGGUGCUGGUUAUGAAUCUGGCCCU
This is a messenger RNA of Solanum tuberosum (potato), 716 nucleotides long. RefSeq names its product cold-inducible RNA-binding protein-like. Gene Ontology annotation, molecular function: RNA binding. NCBI's taxonomy places the organism in Eukaryota, Viridiplantae, Streptophyta, Magnoliopsida, Solanales, Solanaceae. Gene Ontology annotation, cellular component: nucleoplasm; chromatin. Gene Ontology annotation, biological process: regulation of gene expression. The annotation marks the transcript as partial. The record is from RefSeq and is a predicted model, not a curated record. The transcript has 3 exons.